Cydia pomonella (codling moth) is the source of this 6866-nucleotide messenger RNA. It is a transcript of the gene if, whose product is annotated as integrin alpha-8. Gene Ontology annotation, cellular component: external side of plasma membrane; integrin complex. The record is from RefSeq and is a predicted model, not a curated record. The coding region runs from base 134 to 4333 and encodes 1399 amino acids. Gene Ontology annotation, molecular function: integrin binding. Gene Ontology annotation, biological process: cell-matrix adhesion; cell adhesion mediated by integrin; cell-cell adhesion. The transcript has 27 exons. NCBI's taxonomy places the organism in Eukaryota, Metazoa, Arthropoda, Insecta, Lepidoptera, Tortricidae.
CACCGCGACCGCCGGGCAGAGCGCACGUCACGGUCGCUUUAAAUUUCGAACUCGAUACGAACGAAUCAUGUGGACGAGUUUUAAAUAAAAAAAAUAGUGUUUUUUUUUUAAAUAGAGUGUUGUGUUUUUGACAAUGGCGGUGUAUUUUGGUGUUCUGUUGUGCGUAGUUGGGGUGUUUGGGUUUAAUGUGGAUAUACCGUCCAGGGUGGUUUAUAAGGGUAGCGCUGAGUCUAUGUUUGGAUUCACAGUGCAGGCGCAUGUUGAUAAAGGCGAAAAAAUGAUCUUGGUGGGUGCGCCAGAAGCGGACUCGCAGUACCUGUCUGCGAACAGGAAACCUGGCGCGGUAUACCGCUGUGAGGCUGGCCAGAGAGGCUAUGAACGAGACACGCCGCUCGAUCAUUGCCAGGAAAUGUGGUUCGACAAGAAGAGAGGCAACACUCGGGAUAAGCAGCAGAAUCCGAUCGACGAGAAGUCGAACCAGUGGUUCGGAGCCACCCUCAGCAGCACAGGGAAAAAUGGGCCCAUUGUGGCUUGUGCCCCUCGCUACGUCUCGUUCGUGAACCACCGACUGCAACACCGUGACCCGGUAGGCGCCUGCUUCGUCGCUUCAUCCUCAGACGGCCAUGAUGUUAAAGAGUUCUCACCUUGUCGAACCCAUUUCAAAACCGUGGACGAGGCGAGCCAUGGGAACAGGAAGACUGGAGUGUGUCAAGCUGGAUUCUCUGCUGCUAUAUCCAAGGAUGUCAACGGAUUCGAGCGCUUAUUCAUGGGAGCACCUGGCAGCUGGUACUGGCAAGGGCGAACAAUAUCAAUAGACCCUACCGAGCCACAGAUCAGCUACUAUAUGAAAAUACCGGAGGAAGGUCAAAUAAUCUCCCAGAGCGUUGCAUCGAACCCAAUCCUGAUUGCCACCCCCGAAGCCAACCCUAAGUAUGACGACUCGUACAUGGGCUAUUCGGUGGCUGUGGGAGACUUCGCUGGCACUAAACAGCAAGGAGUCGCUGUUGGAAUGCCGAGGGGAGCUGGUCUGAAGGGUUUAGUGGUCCUCUAUACCUGGGAUCUGCAGAACAUCCAGAACAUCAGCGGCUCUCAGAUCGGCGCCUACUUUGGCUACAGCCUGGCCGCUGGCGACAUCGAUGGCGACGGCCAAGAUGACGUCAUCGUCGGCUCGCCCAUGUUCAGCAAACCUAAGAGCGACGGCUUUGAGCAUGGGAGGAUCUACGUCAUUUACCAGGGAAAAGAUAGGUCAUUCUCGAAGAGCCAUUGGAUCACUGGAGAGGUGUCCAGGGGUAGAUUCGGUUUGUCCGUCGCAUCGCUUGGAGACAUCAAUUAUGACGGUUUUGGAGAUAUCGCAGUAGGAGCUCCAUACGGCGGCGAGCACGGUCGCGGCGUUGUCUACAUUUUCCAAGGCAGCGAGAUCGGUAUCAGAGACAAGUACUCCCAAGCUAUCAAGGCAGAAGACAUAUCUCCUUCUUUGACUACCUUCGGUUUCUCUUUGUCUGGGGGUGUUGAUUUGGACGAUAACAGCUACAAUGACUUGGCUGUUGGCGCUUAUAAAUCGGACAGUGUUGUGUUUUUGAAGUCUCGACCAGUAGUAAAAGUGAUGGCUGAGGUGAAGUUCCAAGAGGACACCAAGUUGAUAUCAUUGACUGACAAACGUUGUACCACAAGGGACGGGACUAAAGCCGUCUGCUCCAAGCUCAUAUACUGCUUGCAGUAUGGCGGUAUCAAUGUAGACCGACAAAUUGAAUUUAACGUAAGCUUGGACCUUGACUCGAGGAAGACGACAACCAAGAGGAUCUUGACCGAGCAACGGGAGUCCACCUACACGACUACCAUUGUGCUCGUGCAGGGCGAGCAGAAGUGCGACAGCCUCACCGUCUAUUUGGAUGAGGAGAUCCGCGACAAGCUAACCCCGAUCGAAGUAAAAAUGACUUACAACCUGAUGAGCCAGCCGCACGGUGACAUCGUACCGCCAGUUCUGGACCAGACGCAGAGCAUUCAGGCAGCAGACUCCCUGAAUAUACAGAAGAACUGUGGUCCGGAUAACGUGUGCAUACCAGAUUUGCAUAUGCAGGUUUCCUCGCCGAUAAGAGAAUACACCCUCGGCUCCGGAGAGAACAUCAAUCUCGAUGUGACAGUCGCGAACAGUGGAGAAGAUGCUUUCGAAGCAGCAUAUUACCUGAAGAUCCCUGCAGGAGUUACCUUCGCUAAAAUGGAGAGGCUCGAUAAAGACAGUGAAGCCAGUCAAGCCAACAUUUACUGCUCGGUUAUUGGUGGGAAGGAUGUUAGUCUGAAUACAACUUUGAAGUGUGAUCUGGGAAAUCCUAUGUCUAGAGAUGAAAAGGUCCAUUUCCGCGUAGUCCUCGAAGUAGACACCACGGUUUCCAGCAUGAUGUUCGAUAUGGAGACCAACUCCACGAAUCCUGAACAGAACACCAAUUACGACAACGUGCAGCAUCUCUCCAUUGGUGUGUUGGUUAAAGCUAUGCUGUCGGUCAUUGGUACUUCCGACCCUCCUGAGCUCCACUACAACGCUUCCCUCUACGAGCUGGAGAACUUCACCGAUGAGGCCAAGCUUGGUCCUCAGGUCAUUCACAAGUACCAAAUCAAGAACGAAGGGCCCUUCACCGCUGACGAGACGGAAUUUUACAUCAUGUGGCCGUACCAGACUCUGACUGAGGAGAACCUGAUGUACAUGCUAGUCCAGCCUCAGCCGCUGGGCAAUGUGCGCUGCGACGUGGCCCGCAACGUCAACCCGGCCAACCUCAUCGUAUCUUCGCCUUAUGUGUCUUGGCUCAACAAGGAGAAGGAAGCUAUGGAAAGCAGUGAAUUCGCAUCCAUAUACAGAGAAUAUAUAGCUCAGAAUUCCCGCGACUGGUAUGAACAAAGAUAUUAUUCCGGCAGUCAAGCUGGUCAGUUCAUCGGAGAAGCAGGUGGUAGACAGUACGGCCAAUCAGGUGGAAGCUACAGCCAAUCCGGAGGCAGCUACAGCCAGUCAGGCGGCAGCUUCAGCCAAUCAGGCGGUGCCUAUAAGCAAAAUGGCGGCUCUAGCUUCUCUGGUUCUUACGACAGAAACUCCAUCCUAGCUCAAGAGGAAGCGAGAAAGAGAAUGGAAGCAGAAGCGGUAGCUAGGCAACAGUUCAACAGCCUCUUCGGUGGAAAAUUCGAUUACAAUCGCAAUCGUGAUGAAAUACCAAAAGAUUAUACCGUGACGAAAUAUUUGAAUAGGACGGUUGUGUACGAUGACCAGAACAGAAUAGUGUGGCAAACGGAAACUAGCACGGAAUAUGGAGGGCUGAUUGGUCAAGAAGCAGGCGGGUCUUACCAUGCAUCUGGCAACCAAGGAUACUUCGGCCAGCAAGGUUCCCGAGGCGUCAUAACGCACAGUGGUUCCCAAGGUUCCUUCCAAGGCGGUACACCGUUCGUGCACCGCGACUUCGCUACAACGGAGACGGUGAACCGUGACGUCAUCAACCGUGACUCGGCGACGUACAGGGCUGGGUUGACGAGCGUUGGUGACAGUGAGGAUGAUGGCGGAGGCUUCGGAGCUCUUGCAGCACAAGGAAAUAACGGUGACUUCAGAAGCGGUGUAACAGGAGUAGGCUACGACAACCGACAGUCAGCCAGCCAGGGAAGCCAAGCUUUCGGUGGAAGACAAUCGGGCCAAAGCUACCAGGGCGGAUAUUCGGGAUCCCAGGGCCAGGGUUACCAGGGCGGACAGUUCUCACAGUCGGGCUCACAGAGCUCGAGGACUGGUGGAGCAUAUUCUUAUUCGAGUCAUUCUGAAUCAGGUUAUAGUGCACAAUCCGGAGGCAGCUAUGCAUCAGGACAAAGACACGAAAGUGCCAGAAGAAAACGAGAGGAUCAGUUCCAGGUGGACAGUCAACUGAGCGCCCUUCUGAAGAGCUGCAACGAGAAAUACAAAUGUGCAGUGGUCCACUGCGCUACCGGACGGUUGCUCAAGGGACAAGAAGUAUGGGUUGCCCUGCGGACAAGACUCAACGCGAGUGUGCUCAAUGAGAUCUCAAAAGACCGUCCAGUGAAGCUUUCUUCCCUCGUGGCGGCGCACGUCACUCAGCUCCCAAUAGUGGGCUCACCGAAGCACACGCACUGGCACCAGGCUGAAGCCCAGACGCUGGUCACCCCACAGCUGGGCGCUGCUGAGAGCGGUUCCAUACCGUUAUGGGUGAUAAUUUUAGCUGCCGUUGUGGGUGCCUUAUUGUUGUUGCUGUUGAUCUUCGCUUUGUAUAAGUGCGGCUUCUUCAAGCGCAACCGUCCUUCAGACCACAACGAGCGCCAGCCCCUGAACGGGCGCGACGAGCACCUCUGAUACCCGCCCGCGGAGCCAGCCGCCUCCGCCGCCACCGCCACUACCGCCACCUCCGAGACUUCUGUAACCUCUUCCAGCAGCUCCACAGACGCUGCUAGCGAUGUCACCAGCAGGGACUCUACUAGUUUUGAUAGGUAUUGAAAGUGAUUUAAAAGCGCAUUUAGAGUGCUCUGAAGCGUUCGCGAACUGUCCCGUACCAUUACAUUUUACUUCGUGUACUUAUUAGGUUUUUCGGUGUUUAAAGCCGAUGAUUAUUUUGCUUAGCCUAUUUUUGAUAAUUUCUGUGACAAAAAGAAACUCCAAUGCCUGAAAAUCUUCAGAAAAAGGGACUAUAGAAGACUAUUUCUUUAUGAACGCGAAUUUUAUGUAAAUUUUAGGUAUUGGAGUUUCUUUUUCUAUGACAAAGAGAGAGACUUGAAAAUUUCAUCAUCGAUUAAACGGAGAAAUAAUGAUAAUAUUUAGGCAACAAAAUGGGUUUAUACGGGACAGUCCUGUUGUAAAAAAAAGUGAAGUGCGUAUUUGGACAUUGUCAGUAGUGUUUCGCUUUUUAGCAAAAAUCAAAAUAUUUUUGAUAUGUAGUUUUAGCUUCGGGGUAAAAUAUUUGUAAAACACUGCCGUAGUUGUAGCUUCACAAUUGUACUUUCAAGCCAUGUCUUAAUUAGGGUAGGGAUGUAAAUGGUGUAUUAUAGAUGUCUUUAAGAGUAACAAUAAAAGUUCAAGGAACUUUUUGUGUUUGAAACGAAGGUUUGAUGGUGGCGAUGGACGGAAAGCAAUUGGAAAUGUGAAUUAUUGAUACGACUGAGCUAUGGUUGAAAGACACAUUUUGGUUUUUGAUUUUUGUAUUGUCCAAACUCUUUUGAAUAGGGUUUGUAAAUAUUGUAGGUAUUUGUACGUUGUAAUAUAAUUUUAUACAGAUAAAUAAAUACUAGUUUUUUCUACUUUGAUCUAUCUUUUAUUCAGGACGCUUUUAGACUCCAAAUAUCGGUCGAACGGGUCUUCUGGAAUUUUAAUAUCUUUUUAUAUAUUUAUAAUGUUUCCAUAGCUCAGUUGUCAAAAUGGUUGUCUGAAAGUUGUACAUUUACUAGCAUAACAUACAGUCAUUUAAAAUAACAAGAUGUGUCAUAAAAAGUGCCUCGAGAUUGUUAAGGGAGUUCCAAUCUUGAUCAUUUUUAAGUAAAAAUGUUCUAAGAUUUGGUUUUCUGGUUACUGUAAUUUAUAUUAUACUACUAGUCAUACUAAAUACAUAAUAUGUCGGUGCCCUGUGUUAGUAUGUAGAGGAACAAAAAUUUAAUAGAAGAUGAUAUUAUCGAGGUAUGAUAAUGUAUGUGUUGGUGAUACCUUUUUCCACAGAGAUUGUGCGAUAGGUAUUGAAUUUAAAUAAACAUAAAGAUUACUUCAUCUAUUUGUUGCUAUCGGAAAAAUACGAAUCAACGCUGCAAUGUAAACAUAGUUCAAAAUAGCGAUUACUCAUUAUUAUAUUUACGUACCAAUAUAUUUUUUUAUCGGUAAUGUCAUAUAUUUAUCUAGGUACAUAACAUGGAAAUGAUUAACAAGAAAUAAAAGAAAUGAGCCAUUAAUUUAUGCGGGAAAAGGUAUUACCUGUAAAAGAGAAAAUGUGAUCUAAGAUUUAAUGUAGAAAUGUAACUAAAUUUAACAUUAUUCGAAUAUCUUUGGCUAACUGAACCACAAAGGAUUGUAAAUGCUAAAAUGGGAUUCAUAUACAUAAUCAAAGAAGGCAUAUCUCCUACUAAUUAAGGAUUGUAGAUGACGUGAGUAAUAUUUUCAAUAUUUUGCCAUUUUUGGCAUAUUAGCAGCGUUGCUAGUUAAGCGUAAGAUUUUAAGUGUUAGACAAAAUAUUACGACAAGAAAUACUAUUUUGUGAUUUAAUCGAAAGUGGAAAUAAAACAUAUCUAAAAUGAAGCAAUAUAUUAUGAAUUAUUUUAAUAGACCUAUAAGAAUCUCAUGAAACUCAAGAUCCGUGCCUUAUGUAUACAUCGGAAGAGCUUUCGCUUAAUAAAUAAACCUAAUUAUAUAUACCCAUUUGGGCAUUUAAAAUAAUAGCUAACUUUAAAAAAAGUACGUGCCUUCUGGGUCUGCCAGUUACUAACUAAUUAUAAAAUAAUGUACAUAUUCUAGAGUAUAUUUGUUUCUUCUUGAAAUAUUCUUUAAUCAAAAAUAGGCGCGGUUGAAAAGUAGUCAUUGAAAACACCAACUUAAUAAAAAUUAACUUGCAAAAUUAAACCAAACACAAUAUUUCUAUAUUUUAUCAAUGUUUUCAAUUUUACUUUUAUUUUAAAUUUAUUGGCAUAUUUUAGGAAGAAACAAAAAUAAUAGUAAUGACACGAUAAUUGUGAAAAUGUUAAUUUAAUAUUUUAAUUAUUUAUUUUGACUCGUUUAUUAAUAAGUCAGCUUGUACUUAUGGUUAAUGGAAACUAAAAUAUUUGAAGCGCUGUUUGAAUGUGACGGAUGAGUAAUGUUCGGUAAUAUUUUGCAUUUACCAAAAAAAAUCUUUUAAUAAAAUUUUUGUUUUUCA